AGUAAAAAUGAGUAGUCACUACGCAGGUGCCGACUGAGGAUAUACGUAACCCUACCUUCUCCCUCUUUUCUUCGGCAUUAUAACCCUGUAUCCCGUUAACGAAGGUAGUUCUAAAGCCAUGGCUGAGUGUGAUCCGAGCUGCUGUGAUGGAAACUUUGGAAAGUACAAUCAGAGUUGACGAUUUCACUGCAAAACUAUGGGACAUUUAUUUGGCUGUUCGUGAGGAAGGAGUGAGUCAGAUAUGUUCUGGGAGAACUUCGAAAACCUGAGUUACUCCACCAUCUACCUGAAAAUAAUGCUCUUGCUGAACUGUGUGGAGGGAUGAUAUCUGCUUGGGAAAUAUAUGGUAACAAAAAGGCUGUAAUAAUGUUUGUGAUAGAAGAUGUUACCUACAACAUAUGUGAUCAGCGUUUUCAUGAAUAUGAGAUUCGACGACAGAGGCCGGAUGUCCAUGUCAUUCGUCGGAACCUCACACAGAUCAGUAAAAAUGGGAAGUUAACUGAUGAUAAAAGAUUGAUAAU
This is a messenger RNA of Penaeus monodon (black tiger shrimp), 521 nucleotides long. RefSeq names its product glutathione synthetase-like. Lineage: Eukaryota; Metazoa; Arthropoda; Malacostraca; Decapoda; Penaeidae. Gene Ontology annotation, biological process: glutathione biosynthetic process. The record is from RefSeq and is a predicted model, not a curated record. Gene Ontology annotation, cellular component: cytosol. Gene Ontology annotation, molecular function: glutathione binding; ATP binding; glutathione synthase activity.